This is a messenger RNA of Anthostomella pinea, 198 nucleotides long. Lineage: Eukaryota; Fungi; Ascomycota; Sordariomycetes; Xylariales; Xylariaceae. The record is from the annotation of a GenBank genome assembly.
AUGCCGAAUACGAGGGACGUCAUCUCCUCGGCUGGCGGCGGCACCGACACGCUAAUGCAAAACAUCGCCGCGACGACUACGCAUACGGGUGUGGUCAAGGUGGCGCGUCUCCCAGCGGUGCUGUCCACGACGGACGACGUAGCCUUCGCCCUCUACGCUACCGUCGAGAACCUCCAGAACGUCCCGCUGGUCUUGUGA